AUGGCGAUAGUCACUGACGAUGCCGACUACGAUGCCGGCGAAACGUUUGAUAAUGUACCACGUCUACGGUUCAACUUUGGAAAUGAUCAUGCAGACAAUGGACUCCGGACUAGGUACCUUCUUGAUGACGGGUCAGAACUGCGUGUCGGCGCCCCCCUGCUGGACUCAAGCAAAGGGACCUAUUCGCCGUAUGGUGAAGUGAUAGUGGUAGUCACGCCCAACUUUAAUCUGGUCCCGCCUAAGCCUCAGCCCAUCUGUCUGCCAAGCUACUGUAUGUAUGGUGGUCGUUGUUAUGCCGAGGACUACCAGCUCAAGUGCGACUGCAGAAGCACCGGCUACUGGGGCGCUCGGUGCGAACGACGUGAGUCCGGCCAAUCAGGCUUGUCAAAACUGGAGUAG
Molecule: messenger RNA, 399 nt
Organism: Protopolystoma xenopodis
Lineage: Eukaryota; Metazoa; Platyhelminthes; Monogenea; Polystomatidea; Polystomatidae
Source: the annotation of a GenBank genome assembly